Hyaena hyaena (striped hyena) is the source of this 6117-nucleotide messenger RNA. RefSeq names its product acid phosphatase 3 (gene ACP3). Gene Ontology annotation, biological process: lysosome organization; dephosphorylation. The record is from RefSeq and is a predicted model, not a curated record. Gene Ontology annotation, molecular function: acid phosphatase activity. Bases 101 to 1357 code for a protein of 418 amino acids. The transcript is spliced from 11 exons. Gene Ontology annotation, cellular component: plasma membrane; lysosome. Lineage: Eukaryota; Metazoa; Chordata; Mammalia; Carnivora; Hyaenidae.
UCCUUCCCUUUCAAUUCCUUUGAUAAAUAGCUUCCCCUCUAAUGGCUUUUGCUCUGGAGACAGCAUUUCCUAACUCCUGCAAGAGACACUUCUCCCCAGCAUGAGAGCUGCCCGGCUCCCCUCGGCCAGGACACCAAGUCUUUAUCUUAGCUUCUUGCUUCUGCUUUCCUCCUGGGUAGACCGAGGUGUGGUAGCCAAGGAGCUGAAGUUUGUGACACUGGUGUUUAGACAUGGAGACCGAAGUCCCAUUGAAACCUUCCCCAACGACCCCAUCAAGGAAUCCUCAUGGCCACAAGGAUUUGGCCAACUCACUCAGCUGGGCAUGGAGCAGCAUUAUGAACUUGGACAGUAUAUAAGGGAAAGAUAUAGAACAUUUUUGAAUGACUCCUACAGACAUGAACAGGUUUACAUUCAAAGCACAGACGUUGACCGGACUUUGAUGAGUGCUAUGACGAACCUCGCAGGCCUGUUUCCCCCAGAGGGUAUCGACGUCUGGAAUCCUAGCCUGCGAUGGCAGCCCAUCCCUGUGCACACGCUCUCUCUUUCUGAAGAUCGGUUGCUGUACCUGCCUUUUGGGGACUGCCCUCGUUAUAAAGAACUUAAGGAUGAGACUCUCAAAUCGGAGGAAUUCCAGAAGAGGCUGCAUCCUUAUAAGGAUUUUAUAGAAACCUUGCCAACAUUUACAGGAUACCAUACCCGUGACCUUUUUGGAAUGUGGAGUAAAGUCUACGACCCUUUAUUUUGUGAGAGUGUUCACAAUUUCACUUUACCCUCCUGGGCCACAGAGGACAUCAUGACUAAGUUGAAAGAAUUAUCAGAGUUAUGCAUCCUGUCUGUCUAUGGAAUUCACAAGCAGAAAGAGAAAUCUAGACUGCAGGGGGGUGUCCUGGUCAGUGAACUCCUCAAUCACAUGAAGAAUGCAACUCAGCCAUCGAACCACAGAAAACUUGUCAUGUAUUCUGCACAUGACACUACCGUGGCUGGCUUGCAGAUGGCACUAGACAUUUACAAUGGAAUCCUUCCUCCCUAUGCUUCCUGCCACUUAAUGGAAUUGUAUCUUGAGGAUGGGGAGUACUUCGUAGAGAUGUACUAUCGGAAUGACACGCGGCAUGAGCCAUAUCCGCUCACACUGCCAGGCUGCACUCCCAGCUGUCCUCUGGCCAAGUUUGCUGAGCUGGUUGCCCCUGUGAUCCCCCAAGACUGGUCCACGGAGUGUAUGACCACAAGCAGCAACCCAGUUCUAAGGGUCAUCCUUGCUGUUGCCUUUUGCCUGGUGUCUGGUGUCCUCUUGGUGCUGCUGUUUACCCUCAUCCGUCAUGGGCCCUGCUGGCAAAGAGACCCCUUUCGGCACAUUUGAACAGAUGGCUGAAUAAGGCCGACGCACCAGACCAACCUCCUGGACGCAGUACCUGUCAGUGAUGCCUCAUUGAAAGGACAGGCUUUCACCAUGUGGACAUCACCCUGCCCACACCCUUCCCUUUGAGCCUGUCAAGAGCAGGGUCUGAACCCAUAGUGACCAAGGGACUGAUGAAUGAACCUCAGGUUACUUGGUUAGGCCUCCUGAUGGUUGCACUCCUUAUUGUAGUGCAGGCUUCUCAUUCAGCUAGAAAGAGGUUCUUCUGCAGAGGAUAGUUGUAGUCUGGCAUGGAUAUCCAGAAAGAAAGAAGGAAGUUAAACUCCAAUCAGCCUAAUGCCUGCAAAGAGCAAAUGGUUACAACUUGUGACAAAGACAUAGAUUAAAGGAGACUGGAUAAUGAGGACAGUUACAUUAGAAAUAGCAUCAGGUAGGAUGAUUCUUAAGAAAUAAGAGCCAAUCAGAAGGUGUAAAUAAGCUGUUAAGUAAAUUGAAUACAAACACGUACACACUCCUGAAAAGAAACUCCUACCCAGUGUUUGAUAGCUAACAGAUUUCUGUAUGUGUAUAUAUACUGACACACAUACAUACACUUAGCAGUAUUGAAACUGCCUUAGAGAGAGGUAUUUAAUUCUCAGAAACUGUAAUAUCGACUACUGUAAUUGUAGGUCAGGUCAUUUUCCCCACAAUUUCUAGAAUGGGGAAUAACUAGAAAGUCCAUGAAGCCAUGUUUCUUUUUUCUACCUCUACCACGAGACUACAUUUUUAUAGUUCCACUUUCUUUAUUUCAUUUUAAAAGAGAUUUACUUUCAUGAGAACUUUUCAUGGCCAUGAUGAGAUAAUAACGUAUUUAAUCACCACAAAUGAAGCUAAAAUUCCCAAGCAGUGAAGUAGAAAGAAAAAUGGGAUGAAGGUUGAUGAUCCCCUGCCGCAGCUCUGCACUGGCCUUAGAGCAACAACUUGGAACAAGUUCUUUUAAGUCUUUUAAACCUUGGUUUAAUUAUCUAAAAAUGAAGAGUCAGGACUAGAUAAACAUAGAAGUCACAUCUAGUUCUCAUAUUCUGUGAACACUUUGUUUUUCAUUUCAUCUUAUGAAUUGGUCACUGUCCAAGCAAGCAUGUUCAUGAAUGGUACCAUUGCAGUAAGCCUGAUAUGUGUUCUAAACAGUCGUAACCCAUGCUGAGCCUUUAACUAUCCACUUGGUGGGAAAUUCAAUCUGAUUCAUCGGUAGGGAUCUUCACCUUCUCAGUUAUUACUAAAGGUCCUGGAUGGAAUUGGUGGGAAGAGUUGGAUAAGGGUCCAUUAGGCUGUUAUCUACAUUGGUCUCCAAAAAAAAACCCACUGUCUAUUCCCACAUGGUCUCCCGAAGGUAGGCAGAGGACAUCUAUGCAUGGCUCCCAAGACCAUGAACUUGGACUUCACCAUCGUGGCAUUGUCCAGUCCCCUACCUGGGACAAUACCUAUCAACCAGAAACCCUCCUGAAACUCCACCGCAUCUCUUAGUCUCAAGAAUCUUCCUCUCUCCUUGGAUUCCACAGCUUUCUCUUGAUAAACUUCACUUACCUCUAUCACCCUCACUUUCUAUGUAAUUUAAACUGAGCUAAGACUAUGCAAAAAACAAAAACAAAAAAAUCUUGAGAGGGAGUUGUGUCCUCUUAUCUGGCAUCUGCUUCUUCCUCCAGUAACACAAAAGGCAUGUAGGCAAAGAAAUGAAAGAUCUGGCUUCAUCCUCAAUGUGGGAAGGGGUAAAACAUCUGUUAACAGGAAAAACAAAUAACAAAUUACUAUCUCUAUAAAGUAGCCAGUCAUAUUAGUAAUGAGACCAUAAUAUCUUAUGCCAAUAAGUCAUGAGACUUUAAAACAGAAGUAGAAAACAGAACCACAAGUCAUGGAUCUUCUCAUUUAACAAACAUUGUUAGAGGACCUACUGUUUGCUAAUCGCUGGCCUAGAAGCUAAAUUGUCCAUCCCUAAUGUGAUUAUUAAGGUGUUUGGCCCCAACAACAGCCUUCUACAGAGUUGGUAGAAUGUGAAAGUAAAAGCCUUCACAAGCUUUCCCUAAUAUCAUCUUUUAAUACUGUCAAUGUUUAAUACUUUCUAUUAAUACAGUGUUUAAUGCUUUCUAUUGUUUCAGUGGGAGGAGGUUAAUAUCUACCAUUUCUCUUCCUUCUCCUAUCUCUUGAUUAUUGCAAAGAAAGCUGUCACUCCCAACGGAGUUGUUUCUUUUCCCUUCCACAGAGCUACUCUGUUGAUAAACACUGUAAUUGGUUUUCAUAGUUCAAGGCAGAGUGAAAAAUCACAAGUGACAAAUGAUCUUUGUUGAUAAAGCAGAGAGCACAGAUGUACUCUAACAUUCCCCAGGAAAUAAGCUAAUCGUCCAACUUCAACAGAAAGAUAUACAAAUUCUCUCUACUGAUAAAAGUGACUUUUUCAGAUGAGUCAGAGAAGCUCAGGUGACAUGAGGAGAAACACUGUUUGAAAGAAAAUUGUUAGGAUUGAGAUAACUUCUGCUCUACAAUGUAUUCCCCACAUCUGAACCACUAUAGAGGCCUUUGAACAGGAUUAGAAUAACAUAGUAUUUACCACAUCAAUGUAGGGAAACAGACUACCAUAAAAAAUAUCAUCAGUAUAUAUGUAGAAAAGUUUUAAGGAAGUUGAGGUAGAGUAUUCCUAGCUAAAAUGGUAUUGCAUAAAGAAAGCAUUAAGAAAAUAUGAUUAUAAAAAGAAGAAUUUGUGGUAUUAGAAGAGUACAAGACUUAGAAGCAAACAUUUUGUUGGAAGUCAUUCAACCAAGAAACCUUUUUAUGUGAGAACUGGCAUUUCUACUGCCUGAAUUCAGUCAUGGUCUCUGUUUUCCCAACUUCCUAUUCUCUUUCGUCUUGUUCUUAUAUUGCUAGCAUUGAUUCUCUCUUCAUAGCCAGGGGAGCUUCUUGGUAACUGAAAACCAAAAUACUAGUUUUCUCCUUCAGAACUCUUUUUAUAGAAACCCCAUUGGAGCAGUAAUGAAUGUGUGCUACAUUUUGGUGCCUUGGACCAGGAAUGUCGAGUAGAAACAUAAUGCAAGCCAUGAAUAAGUCCCAUAUAUGAGAUUUAAAAUUUUCUAAUAGCCACAUUAUAAAAAGGAAAAAUUAAUUCUAAUAAAAUUUAUGUAACCCAGUGCACUGAAAAAAAUCACUUCAACACAUCACUAAUAUUUAUUGAGUUAUUCGUCAGGUUUUUUAUAGUAAGUACUUGAAAUCUGAUGUGUAUUUUACCCUUCUAGUACAUCUCAAUUUGGAGUAGGUACAAGUCAGGUUUCAGAAGCUAUAUGUGGCUGGUGGCUACCAUAUUAGACAGUUAUACUUUUUACCAAUGACAAAGUUUUUGAAGCAGAAAGAAUGUUUUGUGUUUGUUUUUUUGUUUUUUUAAUUUGCAAGAUUCACUUUCAGGUUAUGGUGAAGAAAAGAAAGUCAUCUUUUAUGUGCCUACAUCUUACUAUUUUUGUGUGUGCUGAAUUGAUCAAGGAUUUUUCUGAAAUGUUUUAUUUGUAGACCUAUCUUCACAGCAACACCCCAAAUAUUUCCAAAACUAUCCUAUACUAAAUGAGCUAUUUCUUCUUCUUUUAAAAUGUCUAAAGAUGGAAUGUGACAACACACCUUAGAAGUUCUGCAAGAUUGGAAGAGGGGUAUUUUUAAAAUUUUUUAUUAAAUUUUUUAUUAUAAGAAAUUGUAUUUAAAACAAAAAUAAAUUCAGAUGAUACAGAAGAGUAUAAAAUACAAGAUAAAAUGUCUUUUUACCCAUUUCUAAUCAUCAGAGACAAUCCUGUCAACAAUAUCUGGUUUUAGUUAUUUUGGUGACUAGCAUGAAUUUUAUGAACUAUACUUAUACCUAGAUUUUCUGAAAUUUUACAUCUUUCCCUGCUUUUAUAACCCAUGGUGUCCUCUUUCUUGUAUUAUUUUUUUCAUUUUCUUUAAGUAAGUUUUUAAAGGACACUUGAGCACUAAGCUUUCUGAUUCUGAUAUGGCCAAGUAUGUGUGUAUUUUGCCCUCCCACUUACCUAUCAGUCAGCAAGGUAUACACUUUUAGGUUGAAAAUCAUAUUCCCCCAGAAUGUGAAUGUAGUAUUCUGUUGUCUUCUUAAUACACAGGCCUGUUGAUGAGAAGUCUGAUUGGUAUCAUUCUCAUCCAAUGUAAGUAAUCUGGUAUUGUUUAUUUCAUUUCUUUUCUUUUUUUCUUCUGAAAUUUUAAAAAGAUAUUUGUUUUAUUCAUGGAAUUCUGAAAUUUCACUAGGAUGUAUUUAGGCAUGGGUAUUUGUUUUUCUGUCUAAUUCUGUCUGGCGUAUACAGGUCUUUGACUUAAAAAAAUUGUAUUCUUGAAUUUCCUGGAUCUAUCUUUAUUGCUUCAACUUUUCUCACAUAUUUUCCAGAUUUUUAUUUUAUUUCUCUACAUUAUAGGAAAUUUUAUUUCCAGAACAUGAACUCAGUCUUCAGCAAAUCUGUUAUCUUCUCUUCUUGUUAUUAUUAUUUUAAGAAUACUUUCCUAUUCAUUGAUUGUUCCUUUUUGAUAAUGGCCACUUCUUAUUUUAUGAAUGCAAUCCAUUCUUGAAUAUCUUUAAGAAUCCUACUUGGAAUUUUUUUCAAAUUCUCCUCUGCUCCCUAUAUUAUCUCUGUUUCUCUGGGCUCAGUUGUUGAAAUGUAUUAAUCCUGGACCUUCUUUUAGACUUGGGUUUUUCUCAGGUACUCAUGAAUCACAAUCUACAAAUAAAGAACUCUGUGCAUUAGUGGGGA